Camelina sativa (false flax) is the source of this 1237-nucleotide messenger RNA. Its product is annotated as caffeoylshikimate esterase. NCBI's taxonomy places the organism in Eukaryota, Viridiplantae, Streptophyta, Magnoliopsida, Brassicales, Brassicaceae. The record is from RefSeq and is a predicted model, not a curated record.
CGGUCUUCUAUUGUCAAUUUACCAACCCACAAACCAAAAAAAGGAAACCAAAAACAAAACAAAAAACAUCAAAAGUCAAAACAAUGCCGUCAGCAGCGACUUCAGCUCCGGCGACUACUCCGCCACCACCACCGAACUUUUGGGGAGACAUGCCGGAGGAAGAAUACUACAUUUCACAAGGAUUGCGUAACACCAAAUUAUACUUCGAGACACCCAACGGCAAGCUCUUCACUCAGAGCUUUUUACCGUUAGAUGGUGAGAUCAAAGGGACUGUGUAUAUGUCUCACGGCUACGGAUCUGAUUCUAGCUGGAUGUUUCAGAAGAUCUGUAUCAGUUUCUCAACUUGGGGUUACGCUGUUUUCGCCGCCGAUCUUCUUGGUCACGGCCGUUCCGAUGGGAUCCGCUGCUACAUGGGUGAUAUGGAGAAAGUUGCAGCAACAUCAUUAGCUUUCUUCAAGCAUGUUCGUUUUAGUGAUCCGUAUAAGAAUCUUCCGGCUUUUCUCUUUGGUGAGUCUAUGGGAGGUCUUGUGACGCUUCUCAUGUAUUUUCAAUCCGAACCUGAUACUUGGACUGGAUUGAUCUUUACGGCUCCUCUCUUUGUUAUCCCCGAGGAUAUGAAACCAAGCAGGCCUCACCUUUUUGCUUACGGUCUUCUCUUCGGUUUGGCUGAUACGUGGGCGGCAAUGCCGGAUAAUAAGAUUGUUGGGAAGGCUAUUAAGGACCCUGAAAAGCUUAAGAUCAUUGCAUCUAACCCACAAAGAUACACAGGGAAACCUAGAGUGGGAACGAUGAGAGAGUUACUGAGGAAGACCCAAUACGUUCAGGAGAACUUCGGGCGAGUUACUAUUCCGGUAUUUACGGCGCACGGGACAGCGGAUGGAGUAUCAUGUCCUACAUCGUCGAAGCUACUAUAUGAGAAGGCAUCGAGCACUGAUAAAACGUUGAAGAUAUAUGAAGGGAUGUACCAUUCGCUGAUUCAAGGAGAGCCUGACGAGAACGUUGAGAUUGUGUUGAAGGAUAUGAGAGAGUGGAUUGACGAAAGGGUCAAGAGGUAUGGAUCUAAAACCGCUUGAACAAAACCUACAUUUGUGUGUUACAAGAACAUGAAGAGAAAUGUAUAUUGAUGUUAUGAUCCAUAUAGUUGAUUUGAUUUGUUUUCUUGUCUGUUGUAAUCUAAGACCAGGACUCUUGUGAUGUAGUAAACUAUAUAUAUCAUGGAUUUGCAGACAUUAUACUA